Molecule: messenger RNA, 5460 nt
Organism: Porites evermanni
Lineage: Eukaryota; Metazoa; Cnidaria; Anthozoa; Scleractinia; Poritidae
Source: the annotation of a GenBank genome assembly
AUGAAAAGAGCCAGUGCAAAUAGCUUUGUUUCCAGGCAGCCUAAUGAUUGUUUUGAAUUGGCUGAGAACUCUAGAUCUGUCUCUGUAGGCAGGAGGCACAUUGGGGUGAAUAAUGAACAUUCUCCACCUCCACCAUUAGCCGGAGGGGGAGCCGAGAGUAGGCAAUCACGAAGUCGAGAUGGAGUAUUCAACCGCUUACGAAGGACACUUUCAAUCUCGCGACGGUCACCACAAUCUUUAUCAGCUGUUGUUCCUUUCAACAGUGGAUCCGAAGAAGAAGUAGGGGAGAACGGCCACAUAUCAGUAGUACAGAAGACACGAGCGCCACAUUAUCGAUGUGUUCCUCUCCCUCCUGGCUUCAUACCAUCGGAUUUGCUUAUGAGUUUGGACCAUCAAGAUCAGUCCGGUCACACCACUGAAACCGGAAAUGCAGUCGCUACCAUCAAAUUGGAGAAAGUAGGGAAUAAAAGUCCAACAGCGGCUGCUGAAGAUGGUGUGAAUAGUGCCACGAACAUUUCGAGUGGUCAGCACAAAGUGAAGAAGGGCAUACCCCGACGCGUUUUGUAUAAUAACUGGGUCGAUCCAAAAUUUUAACAUUCAGUUCAGCGAGUUUUAAACCGUUGUCGGUUGCUGUAAAGAAUUAUACUUAUUUAUUUAACCACUGGAAACAAUCAGUUAGAAAUACGAGACAAUUAAUAUAAAAUAUAUAUUGAUUUAAGUCGCAAAACUCAACUGGUUUACAAACGGGGAAUUCAUACUAUUAAUAAAUGUCAAUUCUCGCGAAGAAGUCAUAAUCAUUUUUUGCCCGUUUUUCCAUUUAUUAGUAUAUUUCGUAAUUAUAUAUAAAUUUGUUUUUCGUUUAACUAUCGCUUGUAACGUUUUUUGGUCACUGAAAGAUUUUUUAUUGGUAUUAGUAAAGUUAUUUUAAAACUUUGCAAACAUCUGAUGACCUCUGGUUUACAUGAUUGCCAUAAGCGGGCCUAAAGAAAAAAGGUGAGCUUUCAUCAAUGCUUACUUGCGGAUUAUUAUCUCUUUUGGAAACUUGAGAUAAGCGUGAAGUUUUGGAGGUUUACAAGCUUGCUUUAGAAAGAUGUAGUUAUAUGCACAGAAAACAUCUUGCUAAGGACCCUCAGCAUCUAAAGCUGCUGGGCAUAGGGUGAGUCAUGCAUGGUUCACAUGUUCGAUGCAAUAGGCCACUUUGACGAUGACGCCCAGUCAGUUAACUACACAACUGCCAGAAUUCAUUAAAUGAAGGAUGAAAAUCGCAGUUAUAUACGCAUCUUUUGCAACUGGGAAAAGAAAGCCUGAAAAAAAUUCAGGCUUGUACGGGACUCGAACCCUUAACCUCUGCCAUACCAGAGCAGCGCUCUACUAAUUAAGCUAACAAGCCAACUGGGGGCAGGUCGUUGAAUUGGCUCGUUAUAAACCCGUGACAGGAUGAUGAUGAUGAAGUUUUGAAUAUAUGAAUAUCACAUAUGUGAACUGCGGAGUGAAGAAUUAAAGGAAGGAUGAUCAAUUCAACGAUCUGCUGUGUCGAUCAACAUCGGGUUAGGAGAGAGGUAGGUGGGGAGUGUCCCAGAAUCUUGUACUGUUUAAGACACACCUUUGGCUCUUAAGUGUUUUCACGAAAUCCUCAAAUAAAACCUCUUCAGUAGUAUUUUCCCAUGGUGCUAGUUUAGUUUAGUUUUUUUUCGUGUUCUUGGCCCAGGAAUAAUAAAGACUGGGAUUUUGCUGUUAAGAGACCCAGGGAUGGGGUACCUGACCGAAGUUUAGGUAUGGCGUUUCUGCUGCGGAUUUCAACCUUGAAAUUGGUGAGGACCGAAAAACCCUAAGAUAACUACCCUGUGGGCAGGACAAGAACUUAAUUUUUUUAUCCAGCGACAUUUCUCGUAUUCGCCCAAUGAGGAGGUGCCCAUUAAACUGAAAAUUUCCUCUUGGCUGAAAAUGUCGCAUUUAUUGUUUAUGUCCAGUGGACAGCCAAGAAAUGUACCAAAACGUGUGAUGCACGUGAAAAGUUGUUGUUUUGGUCGUCAGAUUUGACAGAAUGAUUUUUCAGUCUGAGUCGUGUCGUUGCCGUCCCUGUCUUGAGUUUUGUAAACACCUUAUCUGUUUGGUUAAUCUUCCUGAAAUUCUGGCUAUAUCGAAUUAAAAAAGGGUUUAACAUGCAGUUCACAAAACUUUACGUCCACGUGCAAUGCUUGUUUUUUGAUUGGUCAACAAAAAAUAGACGAUACCUAGUUAGGAAAAUCUUCGCUUCCAAUAUUGACUCGCACUAAAAAUGCAAAGCACACGGCUCGUUGACAGCGAGAACUUAGUCAUACGGAGAAAAGAAAGUUUAUUAAACGGAACGAAAUGAGACCGUCCUGCUCUGGUAUGCUCAUUGUUACGUUAACGCUGUUGUAUCACACUCAGUACUUUCACCUAGGCUUUGGUAGAUUGUGCUAGCAUAAUUUUAAGCAUAAUUCAGCAAAACGAGCAUUAUUUUAAGCUUUUAUUUCAGUUUAGCACUGUUGGUAUAAUCCGAGCUUUUCUGCGUUGAAAACAAAAAAACCCAUCAUAGCUCUAGCAUAAUUCAGUUUGUAUUUUAUUUCUGUAUCGUUUUUGGAAAAUAUUGAGGUCUGUGCUAAGGCCCAUAGUCAAAUAUGGUCCGGCAGGCGGCAGAGGUCAGCCUGUGCAUAAGACUGAGACUCAGGCCACCACGCUUAUGGCUCGGCGGCUCGGCCCCUCAGAUGGCGUCGUCCUCGAGUACAUCUACUUCCACCACUUCCAGCGCCGUACUGAGAGAACGUGUUCCUAAAAGUAAUACCAGAAAGUAGAAGGAAAGAGGUAACUCAGAUCCAAAGAACAUGAGUCCUCGUGAUCGAAUGGAAGAAUUAAUUCCCCGGGGAAAAUUUGUGUCUUCGAGGAGGAAAACUGUUUUGCAAUGGAUGUAAGGAGAUAUUGAGCUCAAAAAGAGCAUUCUCAAAAACCACUUGGCUUCAAAAAACAUGCCGCAGGCAAAAAGAAGUUAAAAGUCACAAAAAAGCAAGAUCAUGUGCGCACAUGCGUAUUUGCCAUGCUAAAGACUGUAAGACUGAAAGGUGGGCUAUAUGAAUGUUCAUUAAAGUCAAAAUUGAUAGAGUCAAGCUACUGAUGAUCUUUAUUUUCCUUAAAAUCAGUGUAAAAUCUAAGUAGCAUAGUUUCGGUGACAGAGAGCAUAAUUUUCAGAGAGUAGCAUAAUUUUGGCAUAAUUUCUAAAAAAUAUGAGCACUGCUAAAAGCAUAAUAUGCUUUUUUUUCGAGCACAAUCUACCAAAGCCUACUUUCACCUUUGAGGCUUCUUAUAUUAAUAAUGAUUUUGAAAACCUUGGGUAAAGUUUUACGUUGAGCUGCAUCAAAAAACCGCAAACUCCUGUACUAAAAUGGGAAGUCUUUAUCUUUAUCAUUUUGCCAAGCAAGCAUUUGUCAAGUUUCGUUUACAAAGCAUACACAGGAGCAAAAUGUCACGAUUUGGCAAGUUUUUCCUUUCCUACCAAAUAAAUUAGCCAAUUUUUCGCCUUACGUGGUUUACUCCCCCAAGACCUUUUUAAAGAAUUUAUUUGAAAUGUUAGUUAAUUAACCUUACAAGUCCCAAAUGGCUUGCCCAAAGGUGUUUGUGGUAAACAAUCCUUGUUCUUGCUACAUAGGCACGUGCAGUAAGAAAAUCCAAUCAGAAAUUAUUAUUCAACUCAAACAUGACGUUGCUCCGCGCCACAUUCAAAAAUUGGAAACUUCAGUUGUGAGAGCUGGCGAAGGUUGGUCACGAAGGAGAAACGGGCAAGAACCUCUCGUCUCGCCUAGCUGUCUUUCUCAGCUUCUCAGAGAAAGCUAACUAUGAACGAAGAAGUCUGGGAUGUUAAAACCAGCAAACGAGGUGAAUUAUACUUGUUAAAUUUAUCGUCUGUAUGGUUGAAAUUUGUGUUCCGACGAGUCCACCUUAAAAAAUUAAGUUAUUUGUUGUCGAAUGGUCGCGUUUUAAACUAGUUUGUUCUCAGAGGAGAAAUAGCGAGUAGACACGAAGCCAGUUCUCCACACUCAGCAAAAUUUAUUUAUAGUUUAUAACUUUGAUAGCCCUGUGUAGUUCGUACAUGGUCGAACACAUGGCCGUCUUAAAUACAAGCGAAGCCCAGUGGAGUCUUAGAUAAAGAAAGUAAUCUAACAAAUCAUAUUUCGCUCUUCAUCCAAAUUCAUAUUGGUGACACAGACAGUAAUUCACCAUAAAAGACGACAAAUUUGAUUCAUUUUUUUUCCCCAGUAUUCAACAUGACAGCGAGAUUUUGAUGAAGUUUAAUAACCUCGCCGGAAACUGGCCACCGUUCCUACUUUAAAUGAUAUUGAACAAUAAAAGCUCUAACGGAAAGCCUCAAAGUUUGUAGAAGGUUUUUUUAAAGUUUUUUUUUUCGCAAAAUUUUAUACAAGCAUUUAUACUCAAAAGAAUAAAGAAAAAGUACCUUGCAUUAACGUGGUAUGAAAACGUGACUUGGUACUUUUGGUUACCAACGUGUUUAGUUGGGCAAUUUCGAGCAACUCUUUUUGUAAACUCGCUACUUGAGCUUCCUCGUGCGCAACUACUAAAAUCAGGUUUGAAUAUGUGAUAUUUAUUUAGGUCUUGCUCUGUCUUGCGUUCGUUUUUUACAUUCAAAUAGGGUCGUGUGAAAAAACGAACCGUAGUUAAAUGAGUGAAUCGUCGAAACAAGAUAUACAUGCAGUUUGUAGUUUAAACAGUUACAUACGAUUAACAAUUAGACAAUUGACGAUCAAAUCGAUUGGAAUCAAGAAUGACUUUUAAUUUGCAAUGAAGUUGUAAAAUAGUCAUCAGUUUUUGCGCAAGUCAGAUACUUUUUAUUAUAUUUGGCCAGUUUUUGGCUUAAUUGCCCUGAUAAAAACAGACCUCUUAUGUCACUACAUCACACGCGAUCUGUCGCGCGAAUAUAUUGCGGCCUAGCCUUGAUUGUUACCAUGGUGAUGAACAUUACAAUUUUCGAUUCAUACUACAAAUGGAAAAGAUUCAUAAAGAUCGUCAGCACAGUCCUGUAUUAUAUAGUUUUGAUUGAGUCUUUGCAAACCAUUUCAGGGCAUGAGAGUUUUCAAUUGCAGCUGAAUUUGAAAAAUGAAGUAUUUCCGUAUUUUUUCUCCGUUUCAGUCUCCUUACGUAACUCUCUGACACGUUACAAGCCUUUUCAUUACUAUUUCCCCAGCUUCUCGUCUUUUUAAUUUUUAGCCGUCAGACGAGACCAUCUUUCUCAGGCAGACCUCCAGAUUAGACCAUAAACCAGACCACCACAGCGGCCCAUAUGAUCCGCCCCAGAUCAGACUACCACACCAGACAAUCAGAGGAGUCUCACAUCCAGACCAUCUUCAGACCAGAGCACCAAAAUCAGCCAAUCAGAUCAGACAACCACCGCCACACCAGACCACCAGAUCAGCCCAACAGACUACCAUC